AUGCCUCCCCGCACUCGAUCGGCAGCACUUGCCGAGCCGAGCCUUCAUGCAUCGGGAUCCGAGUACCAAGAGAGUGAUGCGUCUAUGGAAGUUGACGACGAGCAGCCACCGGAAGAGGAGGAGGAACCCUCGGUAGAGUUCACGAUAUCCAGAGGAGGACGAAAGAUCAUGAAGAAGUCGUAUGUGGAAUCCGCAAGCGAGGACGAUCAUCUGGCAGACGAUCCGCCGCCCUCUCCCGCCAAGCAGGAGGAUGGUGCCGACGCCGGGUUGGCAGAUGAGGACGACGAGGAUGGAGGAGGACGUUAUGCACUACGGAAUCGAAGUCGGGCCAAGUCGGGCGGUCUAAACGGGUUCAUCAUCAGUGAUGACGAGGGGGAAACUAGUAUUGGUGGCCGAUAUGAAACACGGAGCCGAAGCAAGCGAGCAGGUUCUGCGAAUGAGCUCAACGGAAACGGCAAGAGUGGCCGUAUCACGCGUCUGUCGUCAUCACGGCCACAAAACUCCUCGUCACGCACGACACGGUCUCGAGCAAGCAGCCGUAGGACACGACAACAUGGACGCACGCAACACGACGAGGAAGGCUAUGUCGACGAGCCAUCUUCUGGCUCGGUUGAUGCGGAAGGGUCCCUUGACGAGGCGCUGCAGACGUCCCCCGAGCCGGAGCUUGACGAUGCAGAUGCAGAGGGCGAGCUUGAUGCUGACGGUGAGGGAGAGCAUGGACCUGAACAAGACGGCCGGCCAUACGCGCUUCGCCAACGAGCUAAGAUCAACUAUGCGAUACCGCCUCCUCUCGAGGAGAUGCGUCCGCCGCCUAAACCCCGGUCGGGAGGCGGCAGAAUAAAUGGGCGCAACGUUUUCGGCAAAAGCAAGGUUCCUGGCUGGAGCGCGACCGGGGCGGAACUGAGCAGGUGGAUGGGUGCGGGCGGCGACGAUUCGGACUCGGAUUACCCUACUCGCACACCGAGAAAGCCGUUUGGGGCUGGAGCGAUGGACGGAGGUGGCGUCUUUGCAGGAGGAGCGGGAGGUUUACUUCCGAGUGACCUUGCUGCCGCUGCCGGCACACCUUCGAACUUAGGAAAAGUUGGUGACACAAUCCUCGCGGACGCUGACCCGCUAGGCGUCAACCAGAACGUCACAUUCGACGAGGUAGGAGGACUAGACGACCACAUCAAUUCGCUAAAGGAGAUGACGCUGUUGCCUCUCCUCUAUCCAGAAGUUUUUCAGAGGUUCGACCUUACUCCCCCACGUGGAGUCCUCUUCCAUGGGCCCCCAGGUACGGGCAAGACACUCCUUGCACGCGCUCUGGCCGCUAGCUGCCGUUCCGACGGCAGGAGCAUAUCAUUCUUCAUGCGUAAAGGAGCCGAUUGUCUCUCGAAGUGGGUGGGAGAGGCCGAACGGCAGCUCCGCCUCCUGUUCGAGGAGGCCCGUAACCAGCAGCCCAGCAUCAUUUUCUUCGACGAGAUCGACGGUCUGGCGCCGGUGCGCUCGUCCAAGCAAGACCAGAUCCACGCAUCGAUUGUAUCCACAUUAUUGGCGCUGAUGGACGGCAUGGACGGCCGUGGACAAGUGAUUGUCAUCGGAGCGACGAAUCGGCCAGAUGCGAUCGACCCUGCGCUGCGUCGGCCGGGGAGGUUCGAUAGGGAGUUUUACUUUCCACUUCCGAACCUGGAGGCGAGAGAACGAAUUUUGACAAUUAUUACGAGGAAGUGGGCUAGUUGGGAGGGUGACACUGGUGGGGAGAACGUGAAGGGUUUGGCGAAGCUUACCAAAGGCUAUGGUGGCGCUGAUCUCCGAGCUCUUUGUACGGAAGCUGCAUUGAAUGCAGUUCAGCGCCGGUAUCCUCAGAUUUAUAAAUCGGAACAGCGCUUGCUAUUAAAUCCAGAAGCAAUCACGGUUGAGCUGCGAGAUUUCAUGAUCGCCAUAACGAAGCUUGUACCGUCAUCGGCUCGAUCAGUGUCGUCAGCAGCGUCAUCGCUUCCGGCUCAACUCAUCCCACUACUACACGACGGCCUAGACAAGGUGAAAGACGCCAUUGCGAAAGUUCUGCCGGUCAAUAAGAAGCGAACUGUGCUCGAGGAGGCGGAAUGGGAGGACGAGAGCACUGAAGGCGCCCUCGAACGGGAGCUCCUGAUGCAAUCUAUGGAAACACUCCGUGUGUAUCGCCCUCGGGUUGUGCUGCACGGUCCUGUCGGGAUGGGCCAGGGUUACGUCGCCGCUGCGGUGCUGCACCAUCUGGAAGGGUACAAUGUGCAAAGCCUUGACCUGGGCACUUUACUGAGCGACUCGACAAGGACACCAGAAGCUGCAAUUGUGCAGCUAUUUGUCGAGGCGAAGCGGCAUCAGCCGUCGGUAAUUUACAUUCCUUCGCUAUUGAGCUGGUGCACAGCUGUCUCUGAGACAUCACGGACGACUGUUCGCUCUAUGCUCGACACGCUGUCACCGAAUGAUCCUGUGCUCCUCCUCGCCGUUGUUGAUGGUCCUUUCACCUCGCUCCCUCGAGACGUCCGGGAAUGGUUCGGGCCGAUGCGAGAGAAUCGCGUAGAGCUCAGGACUCCAAAUGCAUCCCAGAGAGAACAAUUUUUCGAGGGCGUCUUCAAAGAAGUUCAGCGGCCGCCUAACCGCUUCCCCGACGGAGUCAAGCGGAAGAAGCGCGUACUGGAGGAGUUGCCGAUUGCCCCUCCAUUGCAGCCACGUCAGCCUACCGCUGCUGAGCUCGCUGUUCAGGAAGCAAAUGAUCAGCGUAUGAUUGCCUUGCUUAAGUACCGUCUAGGGCCCAUCUUGCAAGAGUUGAAGCGCAAGUUCAAGCGAUUCACGAAGAGUGUUGUUGAGGAGUAUCAUUACGACUUCGAUGCAUCCAAAGAAGUCGAAAUCGUCACAAACGUCGAAGUUCGUACGAAUGGCAACGGCAUUGUCCAGGUCACAGAAGAGCAGCACACCGAAGAGAUUGUGAACGACCAGUCUCAGGCUGUGCAGGUGAAUGGAUACGUCAAUCAAGCGCAAGCGCAAGUACUCCUUCCCGAGCCGCCAUUGUUCAAUAUGGAUCUGGAGCGGAUUCAUAUCGAGCUGUAUCGAGACAAAUACUUGACUCCCGAUGACUUCUUGGAUGAUAUCCGCAAGAUCGUGCAUAAUGCAGAUGUGCGCAUACAGGAGGAUCCCGAUCGACUGCUGAGGGCGCAAGCCAUGCUGAACGCGGCGGAAGUCAGCAUAAAUGACUUCGACCCUCAGUUCCGGAUAGAGUGUCAGCGCAUGGCCGUGCGCGAGCAUAAACGCCGAGAAGAGUACAGGAAGAGCAAGGAGAAGGAGAAGGAGAAAUUGGCCGAGGCUAGUGGCUCUUCUGCGCAGGUCUAUGCGCCAGGAACCCGACGCAGUGCUCGUCACAAUGGACAGCAGCCGGAAAUACCGAUCACCGAUCCGCUGAAGCUGGAAAGGAGACUGAAGAGACAGAGGUCUACUUCUGGAGCCGCGACACCAUCCGAGGAUGAGAAUGCUGACAGAUCUCAGAAGCGAUCUCGAGUGGCUGGCGCUGGAGCGGACGGUGACCCGGAGGGAUUGGAUAUCGUUGGCCGGUCCUCUUCGCUUGAACGGCUUGGUGCAGUACGCUUCGCAGAGCAGGUAGAGGGGCAUGCUACGCCGUCCCCCCCACCGCCUGGCAUCAACGGAGUCCAAGGACAAGCGUCAGUUUUCAACGAGCAACCUCUGAAUGGUCAGCCUGCUCUGCUGAAUUUGUUGCCGCAAGUCCCUGCCCAGUCUGAUGGUGUUGUUGCUGCUGUUGACGUCAAACACAACCCGUUCCUUUCUCAUAACGUGCCUCCACAAGAGAUCCUGCCCAUUAACGAAUCUCAGCAACUGACACCAUCGCCCGAACCUGAGCCCGCAAAUGCCCAUCUCCCGACGAUUGCACUGACUCCAUCUGAGGUUAUGCAUGAAGAAUCCCAGAUUCAGGCGGAGGUGGAGCGCGAACCGACGCCGUUGCCGGACUUUCAUCUUGAUGAAGGUCUAUUACAAGAACUGAAACAAGUCUUCGCACAGCAGACGGGGCUACUCAAUGUCGAGCAGUUGGAACAACUCCGAGCGACGUGCCUUGGCUGCAUCUGGAGGCAUCGAAGUGAAUGGGACCGGACACCGCUCCUGCAUGAACUGCUUGACAUCGCGCAUAGUCUCUUGGAGGAGAUAAUGGUAGAUGAUUUGGAUGAUUCCUCGUCUCCAGGACCAUAG
This is a messenger RNA of Laetiporus sulphureus 93-53, 4215 nucleotides long. RefSeq names its product AAA-domain-containing protein. Gene Ontology annotation, cellular component: nucleus. The record is from RefSeq and is a predicted model, not a curated record. NCBI's taxonomy places the organism in Eukaryota, Fungi, Basidiomycota, Agaricomycetes, Polyporales, Laetiporaceae. The coding region runs from base 1 to 4215 and encodes 1404 amino acids. Gene Ontology annotation, molecular function: chromatin binding; histone binding; ATP hydrolysis activity. Gene Ontology annotation, biological process: positive regulation of transcription by RNA polymerase II. The transcript has 10 exons.